This is a messenger RNA of Ictidomys tridecemlineatus (thirteen-lined ground squirrel), 1786 nucleotides long. The record is from RefSeq and is a predicted model, not a curated record. NCBI's taxonomy places the organism in Eukaryota, Metazoa, Chordata, Mammalia, Rodentia, Sciuridae.
AUGCGCAGUGUGGCCACGGUCACUGUGGUCAGGGAAGUGUCUGCACACCCUCUGGAACCCGCCGAGACCCGCCUGGGGCCGGGAAGUGGCCCCUCCCCAGCUGUCCGCGUGUCCUGUGUCACAGGAAUGCCCUGCAGCUGUGCGGCUGGUCUAUUUGCGUCCAGGAGACUGAGCCGGUCCUUCAGUGCUGUGGGUGGAGGUGAGUGGACGUGCGGGUCCUUCAGUGCUGUGGGUGGAGUGCUGUGGGGUACUGUGCGCCGAGCACCAGAGCCAGCGCCACCCCCCCACCCCCACCCCCAGGGCUGGCGGUCGCCCUGCGGCAGGACAAGGGCAGCUCUCCUGCUCCCUGGGGGCCGAGGGCUGCGUGGUCUGCAGCAGCAUCCUCCCUCUCUGCUCAAGUGUGUGCUGUGUGUCCAGGGCCCGCUGACCGCUCCCUCUGUCCCUCAGGCCUGCGGCUGCCCACUGUACUGGAAGGGGCCUCUCUUCUAUGGAGCCGGCGGGGAGCGCACAGGCUCAGUGUCCGUCCACAAGUUCGUGGCCAUGUGGAGAAAGAUCCUCCAAAACUGCCACGACGAAGCCGCCAAAUUCGUGCACCUGCUCAUGAACCCCGGCUGCAACUACCUGGUGCAGGAAGACUUCGUCCCCUUCCUGCAGGACGUGGUGAACACGCACCCCGGCCUGUCCUUCCUCAAGGAGGCGUCCGAGUUCCACUCCCGCUACAUCACCACCGUCAUCCAGAGGAUAUUCUACACCGUCAACAGGUCCUGGACUGGGAGGAUCACCUGCACGGAGCUCCGGAGAAGCACCUUCCUGCAGAACGUGGCCCUGCUGGAGGAGGAGGCGGACAUCAACCAGCUGACGGAGUACUUCUCCUACGAGCACUUCUACGUCAUCUACUGCAAGUUCUGGGAGCUGGACACAGACCACGACCUCCUCAUCGACGCGCAGGACCUGGCCCGACACAAUGACCACGGUGAGCCUGGCUGCAGGACGUGGGGCAGGGCACUGUGCAGGUGGCCCCAGCCCUUCGCCCCGUCUCUAGUGGCCAGACCUCUGACCCAGCUCACUGGCCACGCGUCCUGCAUCCUGGUCACUGCUCGGCCCGCCCCAGUCCCGUGGUUUGUCUCCGAGGAACCUCAGGAGUACGACCUCCUGGUGGCCGAGGAGGCCGCGGGCGAGCCCUGGGACGACGGGUACGAGGGGGAGCUCAGCCCUGUGGACCAGAAGCUGAGCGCGCUGCGGUCCCCGCUGGCCCAGAGGCCCUUCUUCGAGGUGCCCACCCCGCUGGGCGACGUUGACCUGUACGAGUACGCGUGUGGCGACGACGACCUGCAGCCCUUGUGAGGCCCUCGCUGCCCGUCCCCAGCGGCCGGGUGUGCGUAACUGUCCUGUUGUGGACACCGAGUGCGUUUGUACGGAGUGAUGAUGUUUAUUUAUUCACCGCGGAGCUCGUCGGGGUUACUGACGGCGCACGCACGUCCCCACCGCCCGAGGGACUGACACUGUCCGAGAACUCCAGGCCACUGGGCCGCGGACGCUUGCCAGGGCCAGCCGCGGGACGCCCGGGUGCGCACCCUGGACGGCGCCCCUUCCCCGCGCGCCCUGACGCCGCCUGCGCGCUGAGCGCCCCUCCCCCAGCGUGUGGGUCGCGAACAUUCCGCGCACCGCGGGUGCGGUCACGCGCGCACACGACGUGCAAAGACGACUUCAUCUGCUGUGCAGCGCAGCUUACCAUGUUGUACGCGGUCACGUUUGUAUUUUUGAAUAAAGAGUUUAAGGAUUUUCA